GAAUAUUUUUUUAUAACUCAGGAUAACCGGUUUAAUGUACUAAAUCUAGGUUGUAGAAAAUUGCCAGGUUUUGGGUCAGCUCUUUUAUUUGGAAAAGCAGAUAGAUUUUUCCACAUACCAUAUAGGCUGACUACAGAUUAUUGGGAGUGUCGUCAGUUUCGUGUCACAGACCAGGUGUAUCUUGAUAUCCACAAUGAAGACGGACAUCUAGGCAGGGUUGUGAUUGGUUUAUUUGGUGAUCUUGCUCCUAAAGCUGUCAAGAACUUUAUAGUUCUGGCCACUGAGGGCAUUAAGGGAAAGUCAUAUAAAGGAACUAGCUUCAAUCGCAUCAUCAAGAGGUUUAUGAUACAAGGUGGAGAUGUGGUGUCUGAUGACGGUUAUGGAUCAAUUAGUAUCUACGGCGAAACUUUCGAGGAUGAAAAUUUGGAUGUCCAACACAGCAUGUCUGGAUUUGUGUCCAUGGCAAAUAAAGGAAAAGAUACAAAUGGGUGUCAGUUCAUAAUAACAACACGUGGUACACCAUGGUUAGAUGGCUUGCAUACUGUAAUAGGAAAGGUGGUGGAAGGUCAGAACACGGUCCACGUGGUGGAGCACACGCCGACGGACGGCGAGGACCGGCCCACGCGCCGCGUGUACAUCGCGGAUUGUGGGCUCGUGCCCACGCCGCAGCCCUUCUACAUCUCCGACGACCCUUACGAUCUGUGGGCGUGGAUCAAGGCGUCGGCGGUGCCUCUGACGAUGUCCUUCUCCAUCCUCGGCUUCUUCCAGUGGAUGAUGACGAAGAUGGAAAUAUAAUUUGUAAGUUAGUUAUUAUAAAUAACCUUACUUAUCAACUGAAAUAAAAUUCCACCAUUAGU
Molecule: messenger RNA, 857 nt
Organism: Pectinophora gossypiella (pink bollworm)
Lineage: Eukaryota; Metazoa; Arthropoda; Insecta; Lepidoptera; Gelechiidae
Gene: ninaA
Product: peptidyl-prolyl cis-trans isomerase 6-like
Exons: 6
Biological process (GO): protein peptidyl-prolyl isomerization
Cellular component (GO): intracellular membrane-bounded organelle
Molecular function (GO): peptidyl-prolyl cis-trans isomerase activity
Source: RefSeq, a predicted model, not a curated record